Messenger RNA from Morchella importuna, 912 nucleotides. RefSeq lists its product as uncharacterized. The record is from RefSeq and is a predicted model, not a curated record. The transcript has 7 exons. Gene Ontology annotation, biological process: ceramide catabolic process; ceramide biosynthetic process. The coding region runs from base 1 to 912 and encodes 303 amino acids. Gene Ontology annotation, cellular component: endoplasmic reticulum membrane. NCBI's taxonomy places the organism in Eukaryota, Fungi, Ascomycota, Pezizomycetes, Pezizales, Morchellaceae.
AUGACGCGCCACUUCAGCUGGCCAUACGGCCACCAGUACGAGUCUGCUUGGGGGCCAGUGACAUCCACCGUAAACUUCUGCGAGAUGGACUACUACAUCACGCCCUACAUUGCAGAGUUCAUCAACACGCUCACAAACGUGCUAUACGUAUAUCUGGCGGCAUAUGGGCUCGUCAAGGCGCUGAAGGAGGACAAGGACUCGCUCUUUGUGCUGACAUACGCCAUCUACGCCGGCGUCGGCAUUGGCUCUGUCCUCUUCCAUGCCACGCUCAAGUACACGAUGCAGAUGGUGGACGAGCUCUCAAUGCUCUACUCAACCUCCAUGGUCCUCUACACCAUCUGGUCCUUCCAGCUCGCGCCCACCUCGCGCCGCAUCCUCGCCGGCGCCCUGGUCCUCACGCUUACCCUGCUCACGGUCGCGCACUACCUGCUCGGCGACAGCACGCCGCAGCGCGUCGUCUUUGGCUGCCAGAUUGCGUGCGUCUUCUUCCGCACCGUGUUCCUCAUGCGCACGCAGGUCGAGGACGAGGUUGCCCUGCGGAAUAUGAAGAAGCUGGCGACGGUGGGCGCGACCACGUUUGUGGCGGGGUUUGCGCUGUGGCUGGUAGAUGAUGGGGCGUGUGGGUGGUUGACGGGGAUGAGGGAGUGGACGGGCAUGCCCGUGGGGUUUGUGUUGGAGCUGCAUGGGUGGUGGCAUCUACUGACGGGAACGGGCGUGUACUGCUUCCUGGUGUUUGUGGAGUAUCUCCAUGUACAGAUGAACGGGCUCCAGGACGAGUGGGAGUAUUCGGAGGACGGGUACUGCGUCAUGUUUCCGCGCGUCUCGAGGAAGAAGAAUGCGCCGUUGGCGGGUGCCGCUGGGGAUAGUACUAGUGGCGGUGGUGGGUAUGGCGCAGUGGCGCAGAGCGAGUGA